Molecule: messenger RNA, 483 nt
Organism: Pollicipes pollicipes
Lineage: Eukaryota; Metazoa; Arthropoda; Thecostraca; Pollicipedomorpha; Pollicipedidae
Exons: 1
Coding region: 1-468 (155 amino acids)
Source: RefSeq, a predicted model, not a curated record
AUGGGCGUCCAAGGCUGCUGCGGCUGCUUCAACUUGCGCGAUGGAAGCAUCGCGAUCGGCGUCACAGUUCUCACGUACUACAUCCUGUCCUUCGUGUUCGGCGUUGGGAUGUGGAUCUUUGCUGCUUCCAAGCACAGCCCGGCGGGCCAGCACAUGCAGCCGUGGGUGAUAGCCGUCGUCACCGCCAUCUUCGCCAUCCACAUCCUCUUCAACAGCCUGUUGGUGCACGGCGCGCGGAAGGGAGUGCGCGGCAUGCUGCUGGCGUGGAUCAUCUACUUCGGCAUUGUCACGGGCUUUCAGAGCGUCUUUGGCGGUAUCAGCGUCUACUACGUGAUCAUCAGUGGCGGCAAUACCAUCCUUGUUCUGUCCAUGAUGGCCGUCCUGGCUGUGCUGGCGGUGUCCUGGUACUGGUUGGCGGUGGUCCUCAGUCACUACCGGGAGAUGAACGACCACAAAGACAUCGUUUGACGCGGGCAGGAAGAC